CAGCUUAUUACAUAACAGCAGAGCUCAAAGCCCUCGAGGAAACGAUGAGCGUUGGUUUAUCGGCAGGGACAGGAAAACCACGCUGUCUCGCCGGGUUUGUUCCGAGCCACUGACCCAAUAAGAAGCCUUCGUCUCCUGUGGUUUUGGACUGCCUGACAGAUCAAACCUCCGUGUGCCGCAGUGUAUUCAUCCCCCCUCUGAGUCAAGGACAUAAUAUGACACAUCCUGAACCUGACUGACUGACUGACUGACUGACUUACAUCGAGGCCACCAUGCAGGAGUGCCACACUGGACUGUGUCUGUCUGUCUACAUCAUUACCUUUGUGCUGGGCUUCCCGGCCAAUGUCCUCGCCUUCUACACUUUUUGCAAAAAAGUGAGGCAGAAACCCACACCCAUUGACAUCCUGCUCCUCAACCUGACCAUCUCUGACCUCCUCUUCCUCCUCUUCCUGCCCUUCAAGAUGCAGGAAGUGAUGAACAACAUGCUCUGGGACAUGCCCUACCCCCUCUGCCCACUGUCUGGCUUCAUCUUCUACAUGACCAUCUACAACAGCACCUUCUUCCUCACUGCGGUCAGCGUAGAGCGCUACCUCGGAGUGGCUUUCCCCAUCCAGCACACCUUGAAGCGGAGACCUGUGUAUGCCGUCGCUGCCAGCAUCUUCUUCUGGAUUUUCUCCUUCAUCCACCUGAGCAUAGUGUUCAUAGUUCCCUUUAUCGGCCCUAAAAACUCUCCGAACGCCACCUCAGGCCACAAUGUCUCAGCUAGCUUCGCCAAUGGUGUUGACCAGAGAGAAGUGUGUUAUGAAAAUUUCACGGAGGCUCAGCUGAAUGUCCUCCUGCCUGUGCGGCUGGAGCUCUGCGUGGUACUUUUCUGCAUCCCUUUCCUGAUUAGUAGUUUCUGCUACAUCAACUUCAUCAGGAUUCUGUCCAAGCUGCAGCACAUUGACCGGCGCCGGCGCCUGCGGGCCAUUGGCUUGGCUUUAGGAACACUGCUGGUGUUCGCUUUAUGUUUUGGCCCCUAUAACGUCUCUCACAUUGUCGGUUUUAUUACUUGGAAAAGUCCCGACUGGAGAGACAAAGCUCUGCUGUGCAGUACCUUUAAUGCUUGUCUAGACCCUCUUAUUUUCUACUUCUCCUCCUCUGCUGUGAGAAAGACUGUGGGUAGUGUGAUGGAAGGGGUUAAGAGUCGUCUAAACAGGUGCAUGUCCUGUCACAUGCUCAGGGCCUUGUGGGGGGGGAUUAACAAGACUGCAAAAGAUAAGGAACACAAACAAGAGGAGAUCAAUGCUAUCUAACCUGACUCAAAGAAAGCUGUGAGCAGCUGCUUUCGCUAAUUUGUUAUUUCUUCAUCCCUGGAAGCAGGAAAUUAGUGCCACGUUUAUGUUUUAACACAUGAGAAAAUGACUCUGCAUACUGUAUACAGUCUCUGUUUGACUCUCUGAUGAACUUCCUAUUGGGAAAAAAGACAACAGAGGAAACUCUUCUUCAUGUAGCGUGAUGGGAAAGUCACAGAGACAGUCUCCUUUGAACCGUCAUAUUCGAACGAAACAUUUAUUUUUUACGUAACAACAGGAUUUCAUAAGAUCUCCAUCAAUGCUGUCAGGUGUUGUGGAGUGCUGCACCAACAAAAUGAAUAUCUAAGCAACAGCUGUGGACGUCACCUCUAAGCAAUAAGAGAUAAAGCUUUGACCAUGAACAGCAUAUGUCGUCUGUUUGUAACAAUAUGCUCAUUAUGUGUGAUCUUAGAUGUUGAAAAUGACAGAGCUUAGUACAAAAUAACAUAUAGGACGCAGCCAAUAUGCAGUUUUCUUUGUAUGUGAACAUUUGUGUGUGUUGUGUUCCAUGGCUAUGACCAUUCUUAUGCAGAUUUCUGUUUACACCAUUUUACAUUUAUACUGUCGUUUGCUUAUACAUGUCACAUGAAACCGUGUGAUGCGAGAGUAGCACACAUGCAUGAAUAUAUGUAUGAAUACAUGAAAUAUGCGUCUGAAAGCUGUAUGACAGGGGCUGUAAUUACAUAAGACAAAACACAGAACUAUUUUCAUAUGCAAAUCAUAUAAAUAUGUAUUUUGCAUAAUUUAUGACUCAGAUUCUUUUGUAAAGGCGGCAGUCAGAUAAUAAUACACGAGAGAGCGGACAUGAGAGAGGAAGGGAACAAAUGUGACAACAUAGACAACCACAGAUACGCUGUUUUCGUAAACAAAUCAUAUUAUAAUUAUUAUUUUGUUUUGGAGAGAAUGAGUGCAGAAUGUGAGCACUGUAUGGAAAUAUCUACUGUAUAACAUGAAUAUAGAAGUGACCAGAUCAGUGAUUUAUACAAUUUAUACAUUUUGAUCAGCCCAGUCGCCAGAAAAAAAUGUUGGCAUUGUGCGUUUCUGCAAACCACAAAAUGUAACAUUUACACGUGUCAAAGGUAUCAUAUCAACAUUUCUACAGUGACACAGUAUAUCAGCUGACUUUGAAAUCAGGAGGUGCAGGGCUUGGUGGAUAGUAUGACAUCUAGGCAAGACACCUGCCAAGCAGCACACUACUGUUUAAGGCCAACAAACAUUUAUUUACAGUAGUUUUAAGGCACCAAAUGUGGGUGUUUUUUAAUGGCCUGUCACUGUUUUUCCAGCAGCUUUUCAGUCCAAAAUAUAGGUGUUUAUAGCAACAUCUCAUUAUUUUUCUGGUAGAUUUUUAGGCAACAAACGUGGGUGUUUUUAAGUGAUCCAUCAAUGUUUUAUAAAUUGUCUUUUAGGCACUAAACAUGGGUGUUUUUUAGUUAUCCAUCACUGUUUCUCCUAGGGCUUUUCAGGCCCCAAAUGUAGUUGUUUUUAGUGACCCAUUGCUGUUAUUAUAGCGGCUUUCUGGGCACCAACAUGUGUGUUUUUUAGCAGCCUGUUACUGUUUUCCCAACAGCUUUUUAGCCCCCAAUGUGGGUGUUUUUAAUUACCUUUUACUGUUUUUCCAGUGGAUUUUUUAGACACCAAACAUGGGUGUUUCACUGUUUUUCUAACAGCUUUUCAGUCCCUAAAUGCAGGUGAUUUUUAGCAACCCGUUGCUGUUUUUCCAAUGGCUUUUUAGGCACCAAACGUUGUUUUUUUAGCAACCAAUAGCUGUUUUUCCUGGGGCUUUUCAGACCCCAAAUGUGGGUGUUUUUCAGUUACCCAUUGCUGUUUUCCAUUGGCUUUUUAAGUACCAAACAUGGGUGUUUUUUAGUGACCCAUCAAUAUCUUUCCUAAGGCUAGUCAGACUAUUUUUAGCAGCCUGUCUCUGUUUUUCCAACUGCUUUGUAGGUACCAAACAUGCAUGUUUUUUAGUUACCCAUCACUGUUCCUUCUGGGGCUUUUCAGACCCCAAAUGUGGGUGUUUUUAGUGACCCAUUGCUGUUUUUUAAGCAGAUUUUUGGGCAUCAAAAUGGGUGUUUUUUA
Molecule: messenger RNA, 3413 nt
Organism: Epinephelus moara (kelp grouper)
Lineage: Eukaryota; Metazoa; Chordata; Actinopteri; Perciformes; Serranidae
Product: free fatty acid receptor 2-like
Exons: 2
Coding region: 273-1295 (340 amino acids)
Biological process (GO): cellular response to fatty acid; G protein-coupled receptor signaling pathway
Cellular component (GO): plasma membrane
Molecular function (GO): G protein-coupled receptor activity
Source: RefSeq, a predicted model, not a curated record